CGGCCGCGCCCGCCGCAGAGGAGUGCCGGGAGGCGGCUCAGCUGGUGGCGGCCAUGGAGGAGCUGCGGCGCGCAGGGUGGUACUGGGGCAACAUGAGCGUUGCCGAAGCCAAGGAGAGGUUGCAGGAUGCCCCCGAAGGGACUUUUUUGGUUAGGGACAGUUCGCAUUCCGAGUAUCUGCUGACCAUCUCGGUCAAAACCUCGGCGGGACCGACCAACCUGCGCAUCGAGUACCAGGACGGCAAGUUCAGGCUGGACUCCAUCACCUGCGUCAGAUCGAGGCUCAAGCAGUUCAACAGCGUCGUGCACUUGAUCGAGUACUACGUUCUGAUGUGCAAGGACAGAACCGAAACGCCUUCGAAUGGGACGGUCCACCUCUACUUGAACAAACCCCUGUACACGUCAGCCCCGUCUCUGCAACACCGCUGCAGAAUAACUAUAAACAAAUGUACGAACCAGAUCUGGGAGCUGCCGUUGCCAACAAGGCUAAAAGAGUACUUGAAAGAGUACCGGUACCAGGUAUAAAUGUCUUUUCUAAAUGCCUCUAAUGUAGAGUAACUUUUAAAUGCAAUUCUUAAAAUCAGCCAAAGAACUGAGUAACCAGUUGUACAACUCAGCGUGGAAUUCACUAUCAAAACAGUGGCAGUUCUGGGGAAAAGGUUUUUAUUUCAGAUGCCACAAAGGGAGACUUUAUGUAGAAUUAUCCCCGCUUGCAUCCAUGGGGUUGGACAAGGUGACACGCUGUCCCUGCAGGGGGAGCAGAGCCAGGAGGCUGUCUGCAUGGCAUUGCUUUGUCAGUGGGUAAAGUAGUACCGUGUAAGGACAAAACGCUGACUGAGCAGGAUGGGGAGAGGCUGCGGAGUGUCAGAGAUGUGCAGGAGUGCAUGAGGAGCUCAGCUGUCUAAUUCUGAGAUUCAUGUGGUGCCGGUGUUCGUACAAUCCUGAAAGUUUAAUUGGAUCACACUGUGAUAAUCUUGCCAAAGUUAUGCAACUAAUCAAAUCCAGUCAAAAGAGUGAUCAUCUAUUCAGUUUUUAUUGAACUCUGAUUUUUGUGCUUUUCUGCAAGGAAAGGUGUACUGUAAGCAGUUUCAAACCUUGUUUUUCAAAGUUCUCUAAAAGUUGAUGUUAAGGAACAAAUGCCACAUCUUUCAGAGGAACCCAGUAUGUUGCUGAUUAUACCAGAUUGGUAUCCCAGAGUCUUUGUUAACAUGUUAACAUCUUCCCGGUGGUGAAUAUAUCCAUGUUGUUACUAUUAAGCCUCUUUUGGUUGAGGCUUUAGGACUCCACGCUGCAGAGCUGCAGCCGCUCAGUUCCAAUGUCAGAACAUGGAUAUCAGCAGAUACAGCUGUCUUCUACAGUGUAGAAUGUUUUCUUCAGCUUGUUUCCCAAAAUAUGGGGAUAUUUGGGGAUUUUUUUUUUUUUUUUGAGGGGAAUGGUUUUUGUGGUUUUGUUUUGUUUUGUUUUUCUUCUAAUUCACGAAUGUAGCUCUCAGACUAUUACUCAAUAAAAUCAAUCAGAUUGCA
Centrocercus urophasianus (Greater sage-grouse) is the source of this 1522-nucleotide messenger RNA. RefSeq names its product suppressor of cytokine signaling 2 (gene SOCS2). The transcript has 2 exons. The record is from RefSeq and is a predicted model, not a curated record. Lineage: Eukaryota; Metazoa; Chordata; Aves; Galliformes; Phasianidae. The coding region runs from base 54 to 524 and encodes 156 amino acids. Gene Ontology annotation, biological process: intracellular signal transduction; phosphatidylinositol phosphate biosynthetic process. Gene Ontology annotation, cellular component: phosphatidylinositol 3-kinase complex. Gene Ontology annotation, molecular function: 1-phosphatidylinositol-3-kinase regulator activity.